CAAAAAGUUACAUUAUUCGCGAGUGUUAGUGACAUGUGGUUGGUAAUACUCGUACUAGAGUGAAUUGUGCGUGCGACCGCGACAUGGCGAAAAUAAAUACGAUAGCCUUCGAGGAGGCUUUGUCCAUGACAGGUCUCGGCAAGUUUAAUCUGCUGAUGUUCUUACUGAGCGUAUUGGUGGUGACGGGGAUGACUUUUGAGGUGUUUUCAGUGUCAUAUCUGGUACCGGCUAGUGCCUGCGAGCUUAACACCACCGUGUUUCAGCAAGGCUUGAUAGCUGGGAUGCCUUUGAUUGGUAUAAUUGCAACUUCUCACAUAUGGGGCUACCUAGCUGAUACAAAAGGUCGACGGAAGACUCUUCUCUGGUCCAUGGUAUUUGGAUUCUGCGCAGGAUUUCUUGCUACUUUCUCAAUGAAUUGGAUCGUUCUCGCUGUUCUUAAAUUUAUAUCAUCGGCCGGACUAGCAGGUUGUUACCCUUUAGUAAUUACGUUGCUGGGAGAAACAACACCACAGAACAAGAGGUCGAUCAUUAUAGCGUUCCUUAACACGCAGUUAUUUUUGGGAUCAGGAAUUAUGGCUCUUUUGUCGAUACCAGUUUUGCGGUUGAAUUUCUCUUACUAUGUCCCCUUUUUGGCGAUAUCCAUGGAGUCUUGGAGGCUUUUGAACUUUAUCUUCUGUUUACCGUGUGUUGUCAGUGCAAUAAGCAUCUUUUUCAUAUAUGAAAGCCCUAGAUACCUGCUUAAGGAGGGAAAAGAUGAUGAGGCUCUUAACGUGCUGAGAGCUAUAUUUGUGAUCAACACCGGAAAGAGUCAGGACGAGUAUGAAGUCCAAUACGUGACAUUGAAUGAAGAGAGUGUCCAGUCAAAAUGUGACAGUUUGUGGGCUUCUUUCGCUUCGCAAACGCUUCCAAUGUUUAAACCGCCUCUACUGAGAAGUACAUUGCUUCUUUCGACGCUAUUUGUUAUAGCUUAUGUUGGAAUGCAGCCAUUCGUGAUAUGGAUGCCAUUCAUCGCGGAUGCAUUUAUGCGAUCUCUAGAGUCGGGUGAGAAAAGUCUCACCUUCUGUGAAAUGUUAAGAUUUUCACAGAAUCAAACCGUGACUGAGAGCAAUGAUUGCAGUUUGAAUGUCGUCGCUAUGACAUCAGUGUUUGGUGUAAGUUUGUUCUUGGCGGUCGCAAAUUCCAUCUUUAGUACUAGUGUUAAUCUUUUCGGAAAGAAGCGACUUUUGAUUGGAUUUAUGAUGAUGUCCGGAACGUGUGCGAUUUGUAUUAACUUCCUGCAUAAUUAUAUCAUGAGUGGUAUUCUCUUCACAUUGUACAUAGUUAGCGCGAUCAACUUCAGUUUCCUAUCAAUAUACACCGUAGACAUCUACCCCACAUAUGUCAAAGCGAUGGCUGUUUGCCUGACGUUGAUGGUGGGACGUGGAAGUUCAGCUAUCGGGAUUAAUGUCUUAAAGUCGCUUCUGACUUACGACUGUGAAUUAGCAUUCUACCUCUUUGGAGGUUUAACAUUAUGUGGUGGCCUCAUAUCGUUCCUUCUACCAACAGACAAGAAAAAGCCAUAAACAAUUGAAGACUAACGUUGCAUAUCUCGUGCGUUUUGAAAAUGACAGAAUACACUGAAGGGUGAAAUUGCGGGCCAUGUAUUGUGGUAUUGUACCAGGUCCCAAAUAUAUUUAAUCCAAGAUUGAUUGAUAUCUUUAAGUAUCUCCAUCGAUCUCUUCUCCACGAGCUAAUAUUUAUUUAAGAAAGCGUUACAUUUUUAAACAUAUCUUCAAGAUUUAAGUGGCAAUAAAAUUGACAGACUAUGAUGACAGAUUUUGUCUGGCAAUAUGAAUCUUAUUAUUUUAUAACUGUGUGCGAAUUUAAAAUUUAGAUUUACGAUAAUUUCUAUAUAUACGUCAAAGAUGUUUUAAGUAAUGAUUAAUUAUUUAAGUAGAAACAAUGGUUAUUUAAUUAGUACUAAGAAAGUUAUUGUAAAUAAAUAAUUUCAUUUUGGUUG
Molecule: messenger RNA, 1999 nt
Organism: Pieris napi
Lineage: Eukaryota; Metazoa; Arthropoda; Insecta; Lepidoptera; Pieridae
Product: putative transporter svop-1
Exons: 11
Coding region: 84-1562 (492 amino acids)
Biological process (GO): transmembrane transport
Cellular component (GO): membrane
Molecular function (GO): transmembrane transporter activity
Source: RefSeq, a predicted model, not a curated record